This is a messenger RNA of Malania oleifera, 2854 nucleotides long. RefSeq lists its product as uncharacterized. Lineage: Eukaryota; Viridiplantae; Streptophyta; Magnoliopsida; Santalales; Ximeniaceae. Gene Ontology annotation, cellular component: cytoplasm. The record is from RefSeq and is a predicted model, not a curated record. Gene Ontology annotation, biological process: regulation of gene expression. The transcript has 7 exons. Bases 245 to 2581 code for a protein of 778 amino acids. Gene Ontology annotation, molecular function: mRNA binding.
GCAACCUAUCUAUAUAAUGCCUCGAACGGUUCCGGUAUGGAGCAUCUGACACCCUCGUUGGAUUUGGAUUCCACUCUUCCUCUCUAAAUCUUUUCAUCUCUACAAAACCCUAUUCGCGUCAUCCACAAUACAAAGGCUCCUUUCAUCAUUUGAAACCCUAUUUCUUCUGAUCUCCCUUAGGGUUUGUCGAUCUAACCUGGCGUUUGGUGUUUGUGGUGAGCUAGCUUGGGAUUUUACUGCAGCUAUGGCGGAGGAAGAGGUGGUGGCCCCUGCUGCCGCGGCGAGCCCUGCUCCAUUGGACCAUAAGCGCAAGCUCGAAGACGUUGUUGUGGAGUCCCAGGCUCCACAUCCCUCUCUGGACUUGAACGUGGACUCUGAACCUGCUGCUGCUGAGAAUGCUGAGGGCGACGAUAAGGACACCGAAGCAUCUGAAGCUAAACGACCUCGUAUUGAGGAUAAACCGGACGGUUUAGUGAGUGAGAAUGGACACCAGGCAGAAAAAGAAGAUGAGACUCUGGAGGGGGAAGCUGAAGAAGAACAGCCAACUGUGGAUAAUGCUGUGAUAGAAGAUGCCGAAGAUUUAUCCAAAGAAGCUCCAGAAGUGAUAAAGAAUGAGCAAGUGGAUGCCGGUAGUCAUGAGAUGGAUGAUACCCUAGAGCUGCCUGCAGAUAAUCCUCAGUUGGGUGAUGGUGACCAAGUCACAGAGGGGGAACCAAGGGAACCGUCCUCGGAGAUUCCUCAAUCAGUUGAUGUUUAUUCUGAGCAGCAGCAACCUACAUCAGAGAAUCAGACUACGUCACGUAAAAUGGAGGUCCCAAAUAAUAAGGUUGGGGUUCUUAUUGGCAAAGCUGGGGAUACCAUACGUUACCUACAAUACAAUUCCGGAGUAAAAAUUCAAAUCACAAGAGAUGCUGAUGCUGAUCCAUAUUCUGCCACAAGGCCAGUGGAACUAAUAGGAACCUUGGAAAAUAUAAACAAGGCUGAGAAACUUAUUAAGGAUGUUAUAGCAGAGGCUGAUGCAGGUGGUUCCCCUUCCCUUGUAGCUCGGGGCUUUGCAGCCGCACAGGGUUCUGGAGCUGGAGAACAAAUUCAAAUACAAGUACCCAAUGAAAAGGUUGGUCUAAUCAUUGGCAAAGGUGGGGAAACCAUUAAAAACCUGCAGACUAGGUCGGGUGCACGCAUCCAGCUGAUACCGCAACAUCUUCCUGAAGGCGAUCAAUCUAAAGAGAGGACUGUGCGAGUGACUGGUGAUAGGAAGCAGAUUGAGAUGGCCAGAGAAAUGAUAAAGGAAGUCAUGAAUCAGCCCGUGAGACAAUCGCACUCUGGUGGUUAUAACCAGCAGGCUUUUCGACCACGUGGACCAAGUGGCCCUCCUCAGUGGGGCCCUCGUCCUCAUCAUGCACAAGCAGGGCCAUAUGAUUACCAACAUCGAGGGCCGCAUGCAUCUCAGAAUCUGCAGUAUCCACAACCCGCAUAUGGAAGUUAUCCUCCACAACAGGGGGCUCCAAGAAGCAGCUUUGGUUCAGGUUGGGAACAAAGGCCUCCUGCCACAAUGCAGGGCCCUCCCCACAGUAGUGGUUAUGAUUACUAUGGGGGACCAGGAGGGGGUCACUCAGCCGGCACACCUUCUUCCAACUUUCCUGCGCAUGUUUCUGGUCCUCCUGCCUCUGCCAUGGGCACAGCGAAUUCUCAGGCAAAUUACAACUAUGGGCAACCACAUGGUACAGAUUAUGGGCAGCCAGUCCCUUAUUCUCAAACAGUACAGCAGCAGAGCUAUGGGCAUGGAUACGAAGAGCCUAAAUAUGAUAAUCAAGCUCCAGCACAUCUCUAUGGGGCGCAUGGGAGUUCUCAGCCAGGUUACCCACAGGCAGGCACUCAACCGGGUUAUGCAUCCCAACAGCAGUAUGGGAGGCCACCAUCAUCAUAUGGUAUGCACUCACAGGGACUGGCUCAACCUCAAUCUUUUGGCCCACCAAGGGCUAGUCAACCUGGGGAUGUGCCAUACCAAGGUCCCUCCCCAAGUCAAUCUUAUGGUUCAAAUGUGCCGCCUCAGCAGCAGCCAUAUCCAUAUUCAUCAAGUGGACCAAUGCAGCAAAAUUAUCCAGCCUAUGGGUCUGCACCUGCCACUGACGGAUAUCAUCAGCCCCUGCCCGCGUCUGGCCAGGGUUAUCCACAGCAAGGUACCCAACCUGUGUCAGGUUACAGUCAACAGGGUGGUCAGCCUGGCUAUGCUCAAGCUGCUGCUCAAGGGGUUUAUGGGUCGUACUCGUCUACACAGGCAGGCUACACUGAACAACUGGCUACAAAUAGUGCAGGGUAUGGAUACCAAGGGCCUGCUGAUUCUGGUUACAAUAAUAGUGGUGGCCCAACAGCAGCCUACAGCGCACCAGUAAGUGGCCAGCAGGGUUAUGCUCAAUCUGUGCCAGCGCAGCAGCCUACAUACGACCAAUCAAUACCGCAAUCAGGUGAUUAUGGAGGAUUAGCGAGUAAUGCUCCUGUUGGUUAUGGUAAAAGCUCGCCCCCCCAGCCUGGUUAUUCUCAGCAUGACUCAGCUCAGAUGUAUGGUGCACAACAUCGUUGAAAAUUUUGAUAUUCGUAGAGGGAUCUCAGCAGGCCUGGGCAUGGAUGUUAUUGUUAGCUAGUGUUAGUUUGCGUAGGCUUUUGUUGACGUUUAGUGUUUUUUUAAUUCCAUUUCCAGAUAAUCUCUUUUCCUCAAUUAUCUAAAUUUGUUGUCGAGAUGUUUCAUAUUUUGUUUUGAACCCUGCAUUUCUCUUCAUGAGUCUGAUGGUAUAAUGAACUUGUUAAGUUGGUGCUAAUAUUGAAUGGUCUUCCUCGAGUGGUUUUUCUAGCCAAA